Molecule: messenger RNA, 1885 nt
Organism: Coccinella septempunctata (seven-spotted ladybird)
Lineage: Eukaryota; Metazoa; Arthropoda; Insecta; Coleoptera; Coccinellidae
Exons: 2
Coding region: 153-1373 (406 amino acids)
Source: RefSeq, a predicted model, not a curated record
UAGUAAUCUUAUCACGUCACAAACACGACAACUCGUUCUCUAUUUAAAUCGUAGAGUACGAAAUUGGAUAUAACACAAACCUCUAAUGAAUGCGAAUAAUUCAUUGUUAACCGAGUUAGAAACGUGUGUGCAUUCAUCUAGAUAACAAAACGAUGCCCCAGCAAGAGAUAUUGGAAGAUCUGAAAAUCUUCACCGAUGUAAUAAUGAAAGAUGAGGGUAUCUCCCAAUACGAAUACCACGUAGAAGGCCAGACAGAAAAAGGCCUAAACUACGCCGGCGAAAUAGUUUUCUUCAGUGUGACACCAAAAACAGGCGACAAACAAUAUCAUUUCGUGAUGAAAACCUCGAGAAGAUCCAAGAAGAUGAGAGAAGCUUUAGGGGAUGGUAUUUUGGACAUACGUGAGACGCACGUGUAUUCCAAAGUGUUUCCAGCUCUACUCCAACUACUCACAGAGUCAAAUUCAGAAUAUAAGCUGGAAAAUGUAGCGAAAAUAUAUCUGAUCAACAGGGAGUACCAACAUGAAACGAUGAUAAUGGGAGACUUGAGGAAGGAAGGUUACAGGCUUUGGAACAAGAGGAAACCAAUGAACUUGGAGCAUAUCAAAACAGUUUUGAGCAACUACGGUAAAUAUCACGCAUCAAGCAUGGCUUUGCGUGUGAGGAAACCAGAGGUUUUCAAAGAGUUAACCAGCGACAUGGAGAAUAUGUUCAAACAUUUCUUAAACGACGAAGAAAUAAGAAAACUGUUUCGGGAGUAUGUGGAAGAUGCCCUGAAUGUUUUGAAAGAGUCUGGACUGGAUGAUAUCUUCGAGAAAUUGAAAGACUUGCCGGUUAAUGUCUUGGAGGUGCUUUCUAAGACUGUUGAGGUUGAAGACAGGGUUAUCAUCACGCACGGAGAUUGUUGGAUUAACAAUAUGAUGUUCAAGUAUGAGAGCUCAGAAAGCCUUGAACCCCUAGGCAUUUGUUUCUUGGACUUUCAACUCUCUGCCCUGGGUUCCCCAGCAUCAGAUUUAAGCUACUACCUAUACACCUCAUGUGACGAAGACACCAUAACCAACCAAUUCGACCAACUGCUACAGUUCUACUACGAUUCCCUAGCUUCAACAUUGAGAAACCUAGGUCUGAACCCAGAUGAAAUUUUCACCUACCAGAAGCUGAGACAACACUGGAAAAAAUACGCAGUUUUCGGACUGAUUAUGGCAAGUCAAGUCAUCAAAAUUCAGCUGACAAACCAGGAAGAAGCGCCCAGUUUCACUGACUUUGGAAGUGGACCAGAUCUCAGUUCAUUCAAAAUUGGUGAUAUCGAGGAUAAUGACACUUACAAGAGCAGGAUUAUUGCUGUGUUUGAAAAUUAUUCCAAAACUUGUUUGUAGUGAAUUAAGCCGAUUUAUAACCCAUUGUUCAUGUGGUGUUUAUUUGCGAGAGGUUCUUUGUGAUGAAUACCGUAAAUAUCAUCAGUUUAUUUUAUUUGGCUACGGCAGACGUUCUUGGGAAAUCAAAAUCAACAUGACUUUCGAAAAAAUGCCUAUUGGAGAUUUUGAAUAUCUGAAAAUGCUCAAUUUACUCAAAUUUCAAAGUUUCAAAGCUUAAUGAAACUCAGAAACAUUGUUUUCCUCCAUUGAGGGGCAACAGCUUCAUGAAAAAAAUUAAUUUCAUCUGAAUUCAAAGUAGGGUUGAGGUUCUUCACGUCGAAUCAAUUUGCAUGCAAGAAAACCAUUCAAAUAUUUAAGAUUUCUUUAUUCCUUCACUAUUAAUAUUGUGUAUAACUCACGAAUAGUUUCCUGUAGGUAUUUAACUUUGAUUAUUCUUCACCUAUACAUUGUUAAUAAAAUUUUCUGAUACCUAACAUUAAUCAUAGUGGUCAAUAGAUAAAUACUGCAAUGUA